AUGGAUGAACGUCUUUAUGUUGCCUUUGCGAAAUUUGAAGAAAAUCAAAAGGAAUUUGAAAGGGUACGAGUGAUUUACAAGUAUGCCCUGGAUAGAAUUUCAAAACAAAAGGCACAAGAACUUUUUAAAAAUUAUACCAUCUUUGAGAAGAAGUUUGGUGAUAGGCGUGGGAUUGAAGACAUUAUUAUGAGCAAACGGAGAUUCCAGUAUGAAGAAGAAGUGAAGGCUAAUGCACACAAUUAUGAUGCCUGGUUUGAUUACCUGCGCUUAGUGGAAAGUGAUGCAGAAGCAGAAACUGUACGUGAAGUCUAUGAAAGAGCUAUUGCCAAUGUCCCACCCAUUCAGGAGAAGAGACAUUGGAAGCGCUACAUCUAUCUUUGGGUCAACUAUGCACUCUAUGAAGAACUGGAGGCAAAGGAUCCUGAAAGAACAAGACAGGUGUAUCAAGACUCUUUGGAACUAAUUCCUCAUAAAAAGUUCACAUUUGCCAAAAUGUGGUUACUAUAUGCACAAUUUGAAAUAAGACAGGAAAAUUUACCAUUUCCCAGAAGAGCUUUGGGAACUUCCAUAGGCAAAUGUCCAAAGAACAAGUUGUUUAAAGGUUACAUAGAAUUGGAGCUACAGCUUCGAGAAUUUGACAGAUGCCGGAAGCUUUAUGAAAAGUUCCUGGAAUUUGGACCUGAAAAUUGUACCUCUUGGAUUAAAUUUGCAGAACUAGAGAUAAUCCUUGGCGAUACUGAGAGAGCCCAUGCAAUCUACGAGUUACCCAUCAGCCAGCCACGUUUAGAUAUGCCAGAGGUGCUCUGGAAAUCAUACAUUGAUUUUGAAAUUGAGCAGGAAGAAACGGAAAGAACACGCAAUCUUUACCGAGGAUUGCUUCAAAGGACACAACAUGUCAAGGUAUGGAUCAGUUUUGCUCAGUUUGAGUUGUCUUCAGGGAAAGAAGGAAGUUUGGCUAAAUGCAGACAAAUUUACGAAGAAGCUAACAAAACCUUGCGAAACUGUGAAGAAAAGGAAGAGAGACUUAUUCUGCUGGAAUCUUGGCGAAGCUUUGAAGAUGAAUUUGGAACUACAUCAGAUAAGGAAAGAGUAGACAAACUCAUGCCAGAGAAAGUCAAGAAGAGAAGAAAGGUCCAGGCUGAUGAUGGGUCUGAUGCAGGCUGGGAAGAAUACUAUAAUUACAUCUUUCUGGAAGAUGCUGCCAACCAGCCAAAUCUCAAGCUCCUGGCCAUGGCCAAACUUUGGAAGAAACAGCAACAGGAAAAGGAAGCUGACGAGCAAGACCCAGAUGAGGACAUUGAUGAGAGUAAAUCCUGA
This is a messenger RNA of Molossus molossus (Pallas's mastiff bat), 1317 nucleotides long. RefSeq names its product crooked neck-like protein 1. Gene Ontology annotation, molecular function: protein binding. Gene Ontology annotation, biological process: spliceosomal complex assembly; mRNA splicing, via spliceosome. The transcript has a single exon. Lineage: Eukaryota; Metazoa; Chordata; Mammalia; Chiroptera; Molossidae. The record is from RefSeq and is a predicted model, not a curated record. The coding region runs from base 1 to 1317 and encodes 438 amino acids. Gene Ontology annotation, cellular component: U2-type catalytic step 2 spliceosome; Prp19 complex; precatalytic spliceosome.